AUGUGGGUGAUGGGGCAAAGGGAGGAGGGGGGUGUCAGGGCUCAGAGGGGGGGGGGGGGGGGGGAACAGGGAAGCGAAGAAGGCAGAGGGGGUCUCCGAGAGGACUCCCGCCGCCCUCGCCCCGCUCCACGUGGCGUCCGUUCAUUUGGGCGACCGAACCCUGGCAGGCUGAAUAAAUCACGCCGGGCUCUCGGCAGAGGGGAUGAGCGGGAGUUGAGUUCCGAGGGGGAGCAUGUCCACCGUGCUCCCCGACAAUGGAGAGUUAUACGGUCGAGGGGGGAGUGUGUGUGUGUGUGUGUGGGGGGGGGAGGCACUCGUCUAAGCGGAAUCCUCUCUCCGUCCCGCGCUCCAGGUAAAAUCAAGUACUCGGAGCAGGUGUACGACUCGUGCAUGGACGCGUUCGACUGCCUUCCCCUGGCCGCCCUCAUGAACCAGCAGUUUCUGUGCGUCCACGGCGGGCUGUCGCCUGAGAUCCACACCCUAGACGACAUCAAGAAGCUGGACCGGUUUAAGGAGCCGCCGGCGUUCGGGCCCAUGUGCGACCUGCUGUGGGCCGACCCCCUGGAGGACUUUGGGAACGAGAAGACCCAGGAGUUCUUCAGCCACAACACGGUGCGAGGCUGCUCCUACUUCUACAGCUAUCCAGCUGUAUGCGAGUUCCUGCAGAACAAUAAUUUAUUAUCAGUCAUCCGGGCACAUGAAGCACAAGAUGCUGGCUACCGGAUGUACCGGAAGAGUCAAACCACCGGCUUCCCCUCCCUCAUCACCAUCUUCUCCGCGCCCAACUACCUGGACGUGUACAAUAACAAAGCUGCGGUCCUGAAGUACGAGAACAACGUGAUGAACAUCCGGCAGUUCAACUGCUCCCCUCACCCCUACUGGCUGCCCAACUUCAUGGACGUGUUCACCUGGUCUCUGCCCUUCGUCGGAGAGAAAGUGACGGAGAUGCUGGUGAACGUCCUGAGCAUCUGCUCCGACGACGAGCUGAUGAACGACGGCGACGAGGAGGAGAUCUUCGACGCCAAUGCGGCUGCAGCACGGAAGGAGGUGAUCAGGAACAAGAUCCGCGCCAUCGGGAAGAUGGCCAAGAUGUUCCAAGUGCUGCGGGAGGAGAGCGAGAACGUGCUGACGCUGAAGGGGCUGACGCCCACUGGGAUGCUGCCGAGCGGGGUGCUGUCCGGGGGCAAGCAGACCCUGCAGAGCGCCACCGUCGAGGCCAUCGAAGCGAUCGAGCCAGAACCUGAGGACGGAGAAGCCAUCCGAGGAUUCUCUCCCCAGCACAAGAUCAACAGCUUUGCGGAGGCCAAGGGCCUCGACCGCAUCAACGAGCGCAUGCCGCCGCGCCGGGACGGCGUCAACCACGUGGGCCAGUCCAUGGGCAAGAUGAACAUGUCCGAGGCCAACGGCACGGACGACAACGGCGACAUCCAGUGAUCCCGCCCUCCCCCAACAGCCAACAUCCAAUGACCCGCCCUCCCCCAACAGCCCACAUCCAAUGACCCGCCCUCCCCCAACGGCGACAUCCAAUGAGCUGCCCUCCCUCCCCCCCGAGUCCGUGCCACAGCCGAAUCCAGCGGCCCACACAUCGCCACAACCUGACAUCAGGCCUCCGAAUAUAGACGCGACAAAACAACACCGACUCGCAGCCAGCAACGCGGCACCCGCAUCUGCCUUUCCCAGCGCUCCGACAUCCAAUUUCAUGAAACGCUUCCAAGCGUCCAAAAUGUUAAAAAGGUCAGGCGGUUUAUUUUUCUGGAACUGGGCUCCCAGGGGCGAGGGUGUAGUUAGCUGAGAGGGAGGGGGGGAGGGGGGAAGUGUGGGUUCCACUCCUCUUUGGGAAGGGGCGGUGGUUAGGGAGGUUAAAAAGGCCAUCGGGCUACGGGGGAACCGGAUUGGCUGAAUGGAUGUGGUCCCGAGGGCAUGUCGAUCGGUUCCCUCUCUCUCCGUCCAAUCACAGGCCGAGUGGGCUGGGCUCUCUCUCUCGAUUGCCACUCCAUCUUUCAAAGGUCUGGACUGGACACACUGCAGUUCAGUAUCCAUGCAGCACCCAAUUUGACUCUUUUGACGGCCAGAGUUUCACUCACGAAUGCAUCUCCUACUUAAAACGGCCCCCGCCACUCCACCCCCGUUGUGUUCCUCGUCGCCACGGUGAAAUGGACAAAAAGAUCAACGUCUUGUUUGUAAGAGCGGACAUUUUGAAAAGAGAGAAAACUUGUCCAUUUUGCUACUCACGAUGUCAUCUCCCCCCCC
This is a messenger RNA of Hypomesus transpacificus, 2250 nucleotides long. RefSeq names its product serine/threonine-protein phosphatase 2B catalytic subunit alpha isoform-like. Gene Ontology annotation, molecular function: calmodulin binding; calmodulin-dependent protein phosphatase activity. The record is from RefSeq and is a predicted model, not a curated record. Lineage: Eukaryota; Metazoa; Chordata; Actinopteri; Osmeriformes; Osmeridae. Gene Ontology annotation, biological process: calcineurin-NFAT signaling cascade. Bases 1 to 1434 code for a protein of 477 amino acids. The transcript is spliced from 11 exons. Gene Ontology annotation, cellular component: calcineurin complex; cytosol; cytoplasm.